GAGGAGACAUCACAGCUUUCCCAGAUUGGGAGAAAAAAUAUGGAAUGUGUUUUACUGCUGACUGAACACAACCAAAUGAACUGUACUGACAGUAGUUUGAAAACCAGCAGUUAGCAGUUUGUUCAGACUCUAACACUGUCCAGCACUUUCCAGAGCAAACUCACUGUUUACAAGAACUCUCGGCCUUACGAAGUUUAUAACCUCAAGCUUUGUUUAUUUAAAAUAUUUCUGCGAAAGAAAAGUACCCGAAGCCUAUUUUCCAAAAUGGCCAUGGAUGAGUAUUUGUGGAUGGUCAUUUUGGGUUUUAUUAUAGCUUUCAUCUUGGCAUUUUCUGUUGGUGCAAAUGAUGUUGCCAAUUCAUUCGGUACCGCCGUAGGCUCUGGUGUGGUGACCUUGAAGCAGGCAUGCAUUUUGGCUUCAAUAUUUGAAACCACCGGCUCUGUGUUGCUGGGGGCCAAAGUAGGAGAGACUAUUCGAAAAGGUAUCAUUGACGUGAACCUAUACAACGAUACCGUAGAAACACUUAUGGCUGGGGAAGUUAGCGCAAUGGUUGGUUCAGCUGUUUGGCAGCUGAUUGCAUCCUUCCUGAGACUUCCAAUCUCAGGAACUCAUUGCAUUGUUGGUUCAACCAUAGGAUUCUCACUUGUUGCAAUUGGUACAAAAGGUGUGCAGUGGAUGGAACUUGUCAAGAUUGUUGCCUCUUGGUUUAUAUCUCCACUGUUGUCUGGUUUCAUGUCUGGCGUGCUGUUUGUACUGAUCAGAAUGUUCAUCUUAAAAAAGGAGGACCCUGUUCCCAAUGGCCUCCGGGCACUUCCACUGUUCUAUGCUGCUACUAUAGCAAUAAAUGUCUUUUCCAUCAUGUACACAGGAGCACCAGUGCUAGGUCUGGUUCUUCCCAUCUGGGCAAUAGCACUCAUUUCCUUUGGUGUUGCUCUACUCUUCGCUCUUUUUGUAUGGCUCUUUGUGUGUCCAUGGAUGCGGAGGAAAAUAGCAGGAAAAUUACGGAAAGAGGGUGCUUUAUCACGAGUAUCUGAGGAAAGCCUCAAUAAAGUCCAAGAAGCUGAGUCCCCUGUCUUCAAAGAGCUCCCAGGUGUCAAGGCAAAUGAUGACAGCACCGUCCCUCUAACAGGAUCAUCUGGGGAAGCAUCUGGGGCCUCAGAAGGCACAUCAUCGGGGAACCACCCACGCGCCUCCUAUGGAAGGGCCCUUUCCAUGACUCAAGGUUCUAUAAAAUCACCGAUCUCCAAUGGCACAUUUGGCUUUGAUGGCCACACAAGGAGUGACGGACAUGUGUAUCACACUGUACACAAAGACUCGGGGCUCUACAAAGACUUGCUGCACAAAAUUCACAUAGACAGGGGCCCCGAGGAGAAGCCUGCCCAGGAAAACAACUACAGGCUCCUGCGACGAAACAACAGUUACACAUGCUACACCGCAGCCAUUUGUGGGAUGCCAGUUCACUCCACUUUCAAAGCUACUGACUCGUCCUCUGCCCCAGAAGAUAGUGAGAAGCUGGUGGGUGACACUGUGUCCUAUUCUAAAAAGAGACUUCGCUAUGACAGCUACUCCAGCUAUUGCAAUGCAGUUGCGGAAGCUGAGAUCGAGGCAGAGGAGGGUGGUGUGGAAAUGAAACUAGCAUCUGAGCUGACAGAUCCUGGCCAGCCUCGAGAGGAUCCUGCAGAAGAAGAAAAGGAAGAGAAGGACACUGCUGAGGUCCAUCUCCUGUUCCAUUUUCUGCAAGUUCUCACUGCCUGUUUUGGGUCCUUUGCUCAUGGUGGCAAUGAUGUGAGUAAUGCCAUUGGUCCCCUGGUAGCUUUGUGGCUGAUUUAUGAACAUGGUGGAGUAAUGCAAGAAGCAGCUACUCCUGUCUGGCUGCUGUUUUAUGGAGGAGUUGGAAUUUGUACAGGUCUCUGGGUUUGGGGAAGAAGAGUGAUCCAGACCAUGGGGAAAGACCUCACUCCAAUCACACCUUCCAGCGGCUUCACCAUUGAACUGGCCUCGGCAUUCACUGUGGUCAUCGCCUCCAACAUUGGGCUUCCUGUCAGCACCACACACUGCAAGGUGGGUUCCGUGGUGGCUGUGGGCUGGAUCCGCUCCCGAAAGGCCGUGGACUGGCGCCUCUUCCGUAAUAUCUUUGUGGCCUGGUUUGUGACUGUCCCAGUGGCUGGGUUAUUCAGUGCUGCUAUCAUGGCUCUUCUCAUAUAUGGGAUCCUUCCAUAUGUGUGAUUUGUCUUCUUCCAACCAGUAAACUAAAGGGAUAGUCUAGCAUGGGUAUGUGGAAGGUGUUCCCUCAUAUCUCUCUCUCCACCCCUCUCCCUCCCUCCCCCGCCCCCGACACACACACAUCCCAACCACACACAGCUGUCUCCCAACCAGCUCUCCACAUCCUUUUCAAAUGGUUCCAGACCACACACCUCACCCAGGCUGCAGAAAUUCAUCUUCCAGAGCUAACUUAACUACUGUACAUAGUAAUAUGUAUUAAACUGUUAUCGUGGUGA
Marmota flaviventris (yellow-bellied marmot) is the source of this 2498-nucleotide messenger RNA. It is a transcript of the gene Slc20a2, whose product is annotated as solute carrier family 20 member 2. Gene Ontology annotation, biological process: phosphate ion transmembrane transport. Gene Ontology annotation, molecular function: phosphate transmembrane transporter activity. The record is from RefSeq and is a predicted model, not a curated record. NCBI's taxonomy places the organism in Eukaryota, Metazoa, Chordata, Mammalia, Rodentia, Sciuridae. Gene Ontology annotation, cellular component: membrane.